Molecule: messenger RNA, 1560 nt
Organism: Drepanopeziza brunnea f. sp. 'multigermtubi' MB_m1
Lineage: Eukaryota; Fungi; Ascomycota; Leotiomycetes; Helotiales; Drepanopezizaceae
Source: RefSeq, a predicted model, not a curated record
AUGACGGACACCGGCGAGAGCAGAACCACAGUCAUCGAGACCCUCCAAGAGCCCUACGUAUGCAAUUCAUGCAUCGAAAGCAUCCCCGCGCAUCGAGCCCGCGUGUCGUGCCACAGCUGCCCGGCCCACCAUCUCUGCGCCAACUGCCAUGUUAUCAAGAACUUCAUCCCACCGCACGCCGGGUCGCACUCUACUAUGGUGUUCCGGCAGUCUGGGCUCGUCGUCCCCCUCCCCCCCGGAUUCGCGCCGAGAUCCGCUCCCGCACUGCCGCCGCGCAACAGCAACCCACGUGAGAGCCCCCGGCCAGAAGCAAAAAUGACCGAGAUGCCAACAGCGAACUGGGGAGCGCUGUGGAGCGUGCUGAAGGCGCCGCUCGAGAAAAAGGAUAAGCGAGGCCAGAAAGCCAGCGCGAAUAAGCAGCAGGCCGAGAUGCUGCAAGAGACUGCGGAGGGUGGCGAGACGUCUCCGAUCACCCACGAGGACAUUGAAGACAUACCACCUUCGUCCCCGAAGAGUGUCGGCGCGGGCAUCGACAGCGAGGAUACCGACGCGGCGCCCUCGCAUCCCCGACCCGCGAGCUGGGAGCCGCUGUUUGAGGACGACGCUACUACGCCGACGCCCAUCUUCGUGGCCUUGAUGAGCACCAUCUUCAGCCAUCUGGACCCCAUGCAUACCGGCUUUUUGAAUCCCGAGGUCUACUCGGGCUUCCUGGACGCGCAGGGCACCGACCCAUCACUAAACACCUGGAGGACCGCGCUCGGCAAGUCCGGCGGCGAGCACGACAGCAAGGAGGUGGCGGAUCUCGAGCUGAGCCUGUACUUCACCGACUUGGCCGUCUCGCACCGGCUGCACGUGCGCACGCGCGACCCGAGCGAGCUCCCUGACGUCGACCUGGAUGCGCCCCCCCGGUCGGCAGCGAAGAUCCGGAGCUCGAUGCGCUUCAGCGCCAAUAUGCCGAUGCUCGACCGCCAGGGCUUCAUCGCCGUCUGCGCUAUCGAGUACCUGCGCGACCCGACGGGCGCGCAGGCGCGCCUGCAGGCUGCCGUGGAUGCGUACGGGAUUUGGCCCGAGCUGGGGCCGGUGCCGCGGGAGAUCUUGCCGGCGGAGGCGGCUCCGCCGCGGGAUGUGCGGGAGGGGGAGAAGGAGAAAGAUGGGGAGGGAGAGAGUGGUGAAAAGGAGGAGGUGGAGGAGGUGGUGGAAGAAGAAGAGAAGGAGGAGGAAGCCACCGGCUCUGAGAUGGGUGCGGGUCACUCACCAUUGCCACCCAUCACGAGUCUGAAUCUCAAAGGCGGCGAGAAGAAAAUCGAAGCCUUGUUGAAGGGAAAUGCGGAGUCCGAGGAGCAACACAAGCAGCAGGAAAAGGAGGAGGAGGAGGACAAGGGAAUCGUUUCCGUACCAGCACCAGCACCAGCAGCACGGGAGUCGUCUGUAGAGCAGCCAGAUGAGAAGAGCACGGCGGUGGUAUCUCUACCUCAGUCUCAGUCUCAGUCUCAGAUUAAGAAGGAGAAGAAGGAGAAGGAGGAGAAGAAGGCGUCUGAAGAUGAUAUCUACGAGGCGUAA